Molecule: messenger RNA, 2171 nt
Organism: Pocillopora meandrina
Lineage: Eukaryota; Metazoa; Cnidaria; Anthozoa; Scleractinia; Pocilloporidae
Source: the annotation of a GenBank genome assembly
AGGUCUAAUGAUUCAAGAAGUUCCGCAAGUAAUGUCGAAACCUCAGACUCUGAGGUAAGUUCAGACAACGCAAAUGUUCGGUUCGAUUGAUUAUGUGACGUAGUCUAGAAUGACACUGUGACUGCAAAGACUUAUUUGAUUUCCUAAAGAAACUGGAGAAGUUUUAGGAAUAAACAAGGGAAAAAGUGAAAUGCGGCAAACUUUGUGGGUCUUCUAGAUCUCUAAGGGACCAUUUAAACAAGAGCUGUUUCGAAAGAUGGAAUCAUUUUUUAUUGUAGCGUGGCGUCGUCGUCUCGGAAACAUUAGGAAGAAAAUCGCGUUUUUUAUUUCUCUAGUUUACAGAAGUCAGUCAGGGCCAUGCCACAAGCAAUAUGGGUGUACGUAACAACCUGCCUGAGCCGUCUACGGAGAAUGUGGCUCUCGAAGAAGGACAACAGCCAAACAAUCAGCAGUCUGAUGUUGAAAAGGCCAGUGGUUCAACUACUCCUAACGAGGAGCCCGACCGGGCUGUCAUCAGUCGCAAGAGGACUGAUUUAGAACAACCAGGAGGUUACCAGAUGCUACAUGGAGGACGACAUGCUACAGGAAGUGAUGAAAUGUCUACUUCCAUUCAAGGAAAUGAAUCAGCCAGCACUAUGACAUUUGGUGAAGAAUGUCGCCCUGUUUUAGAAAUGGAUCCCAUCGCAGGUCGACCUCGGUCACCUCAGCUGGGUACUGAAGAUGCUUCAGGCCAUUCUAUCUGUAAUGGUGGAGAUGGUAAUGCUCUCCCUCAAGGAGACCAAGUUGAACUGGUUGACAGGAUGGAGAGACCGGAACAUCAGCCUUUUCCUCUGCAGGAAUGUGGUAUCCAAGUCAAUGUGUUGAGUGUACCUUUUCAGGAGACGGAACUAUUCAGAUCACAGGAGUUAGGUACUCGCCAAACAUUUCAUCAGGGUUAUACCUGGAAUCAUCCCUUGCAGGAGAUGGAGCAGCCAGCUUUAAGACGGCCACGUGAAACUUCCGGCUUGCUUGCUUGUCACCAGCCUCGUCAUGAUGACUCCGUAAAUGUAGUGAUUUCUUUGGGUAGGAUCCAGCAGCAUAUUGAGCAUGGCUGUGAGCGCCAAGAAAUAAGAUUAUGGCAAGGGCAACUUGAUAGGCUAGUAUUGCAUCAGUUGAACACUACCAUUUUUGGCACUUUAGAUGAAAGGAUUUUUUUACCGUAUUGAAAACACAUGCGUGACUUGGGCGUCAGUUCGAUACCAUAAAUACUAUUUGGAAGGAAAAUUACUCCACACGAAUUUUGAAUUGGAGAAAAAGCCACCAGGAAUUUGUUGGUUUCAUCAAGAUCCCCGGAAAGUCGGUUUGGUAUAGCCAGCUCGUUUAAACAAGAGAAGCUGCUUUACUUAUAGAUAAAGUAUCAAAAUAUCUGUCCUACAAUAAUUUACUGAAGACACUAACGUAAUUUCAGUCAUGAGGCAUGUUAUGUUUAAAAAGGAAACGAAAUAUGUUUCGUUUUCCCUAAAGUCUGUGGUGGUUUAUUUACAGGUCUGCUUCACAAAAAGCCGUAAGGAACAAACAGAAUCCUCGAGAGACUUAUUUCAUAGUGAAAUAUACAGACGUUGAGCAGUUUCGCCAGGUUGGCUUUCCUUUUUCUUUCUAAUAUGUCAUUACAGUAUUCUGUCUUUUAAUUGAUUUAAGCAGGAAGACACAGUACUUUUUAAAGUAACAUGUUUUGCCAGUUUCUUUUCUUACGUUUCAUUUCUAUCUAAUUUUAAUACCGUCAGGCCGAUGACAACGGAUUGGCACCAGCUGUUUUCGGUCCCGCCAUUGACUCCGAUAGCUUUGAAUAUAAAUUUGGGGUAAGGAUGUAUCCCAGUGGAGUUGGUGACGGAAGAGGCAGCUAUGUUGCCAUCUUUGUCCACAUGAUGGAGGGUGAGCACGAUGAUUUCUUACCUUGGCCUUACGCUGGAAGAAUUACUUUGUCAGUUUUGGAUAGAAAUGGACAAAGGCACAACGACAUCAGCCACACCUUGCAAGCUAAACCAAUGUUAGCUGCUUUUCAAAGGCCUCGGGAAGCCAUUUGCCCUAUUGGAUAUGGUCUCAUUUACUUCGCUAGGAUAGAACUGUUCUUCGGUCCUCAAUUUGUCAAAAACGAUGAACUGUUUUUGAAAAUUGAUUUUUCAUCAAAAUGA